Molecule: messenger RNA, 796 nt
Organism: Owenia fusiformis
Lineage: Eukaryota; Metazoa; Annelida; Polychaeta; Sabellida; Oweniidae
Source: the annotation of a GenBank genome assembly
AGGUGGAGCCUACCACAUUGGCCUCAAUGACAGAGCUGAGUUCAUAAUUCCAUAUACAUGUUUAGGUGGAGCCUACCGCAUUGGCCUCAAUGACCAGGCUGUUUUCAUGAUUUUAUUUAUAUGUUUAGAUGGAGCCUACCACAUCGGCCUCAAUGACAGGGCUGUGUUCAUGAUUCCAUAUAUAUGUUUAGGAGGAGCCUACCAACUCGGCCUCAAUGACAGGGCUGUGUUCAUGAUUCCAUAUAUAUGUUUAGGUGGAGCCUACCACAUCGGCCUCAAUGACAGGGCUGAGUUCAUGAUUUCAUAUAAAUGUUUAGGUGGAGCCUACUGCAUUGGCCUCAAUGACAGAGCUGAGUUCAUGAUUUCAUAUAUAUCUUUAGGUGGAUCCUACCACAUUGGCCUCAAUGACAGAGCUGAGUUCAUGAUUCCAUAUAUAUGUUUAGGUGGAUCCUACCACAUUGGCCUCAAUGACAGAGCUGAGUUCAUGAUUUCAUAUAUAUGUUUAGGUGGAGCUUACCACAUCGGCCUCAAUGACAGAGCUGAGUUCAUGAUUUCAUAUAUAUGUUUAGGUGGAGCCUACCACAUUGGCCUCAAUGACAGAGCUGUGACAAAUGACUACAUAUGGACUGGAUCCUGGAUAAGCGCAACAUAUUUUGCGUGGGGUGAUCAUGAACCAGUUCCAAAUGAUGAUGACCACUGCAUUGCAUUAUGGCACAAUAAGGAUUAUAAAUGGGUUGAUAUUUCAUGCUCUCUUAAAAGAGGUUUUAUUUGUGAGCAUUAUUUAGAUAGCUAUUAA